Molecule: messenger RNA, 888 nt
Organism: Solanum dulcamara
Lineage: Eukaryota; Viridiplantae; Streptophyta; Magnoliopsida; Solanales; Solanaceae
Product: 40S ribosomal protein S7-1-like
Exons: 6
Coding region: 123-698 (191 amino acids)
Biological process (GO): rRNA processing; translation; ribosomal small subunit biogenesis
Cellular component (GO): ribosome; cytosolic small ribosomal subunit; small-subunit processome
Molecular function (GO): structural constituent of ribosome
Source: RefSeq, a predicted model, not a curated record
UCUUUUAUACUCCUCAAAACCCUAGAGCUUUUUUUUCUUACUUCCGCAAACAAAGCUUUUGGCUUCCACACAAACAUCAGCUCUGUAGUUGCCUCUCACUAGCAGUGAACAGAUCUGUGAAGAUGUACACGUCGAAGCAAAAGAUUCACAAAGAUAAAGAUGCUGAACCUUCUGAGUUUGAGGUGUCUGUUGCACAGGCUUUCUUUGAUUUGGAAAACACCAACCAAGAGCUGAAAAGUGAAUUGAAGGACCUAUACAUCAAUUCAGCAACUCAAAUUGAUGUGUCAGGGAACAGGAAAGCUGUUGUUAUCCAUGUGCCAUACAGACUGAGGAAGGCUUUCCGCAAGGCUCAUGUUCGCCUUGUUAGGGAGUUGGAGAAGAAAUUCAGUGGCAAGGAUGUGAUCUUUAUUGCCACCAGGAGGAUAGUGAGACCUCCCAAGAGAGGUUCAGCUGCUCAACGACCCCGCAGCAGAACUCUUACAUCUGUUCAUGAUGCCAUAUUGGAGGACUUGGUUGUUCCGGCAGAAAUUGUUGGGAAGCGUACUAGGUAUCGCGUUGAUGGCUCCAAGAUAAUGAAGGUGUACUUGGACCCCAAGGAACGAAACAACACUGAGUAUAAGUUGGAGACCUUUUCAGCAGUUUACAGAAAGCUCUCAGGCAAAGAUGUUGUGUUUGAGUACCCCAACACUGAAGCUUAAGGAGAUGUAAUGCAUGUUCUUAUCUGUUUGAUGUGAAACUACACCUUAGCAGUUCCUCCUUUGAAAUUUUGGCAGUUCCAUUUGUUUUAGAAUGCAGAGAACUAUGUGAAAUUCCUAUCAAUUUUUAGUUAAAACCGUGUUGCUAUGUCAUAGAUUUCGGGUUUGUUUAUUGAAACAUGGUUUCAUUUUC